UGGAUUUUUUUGUCCUUAGAAAGGAGACAUCAUAGACAUUAUCUGCAAAACACCAAUGGGGAUGUGGACGGGAAUGUUGAACAAUAAAGUGGGAAACUUCAAAUUCAUUUAUGUGGAUGUCAUCUCAGAAGAGGAAGUAGCCCCCAAGAAAAUAAAGGCAAACCGAAGGAGUAACAAUGAAAAAUCCAAGACUCUGCAGGAGUUCCUAGAGAGGAUUCAUCUUCAGGAAUAUACCUCAACACUUUUGCUCAAUGGUUAUGAGACUCUAGAAGAUUUAAAGGAUAUAAAAGAGAGUCACCUCAUUGAAUUAAAUAUUGAAAACCCAGAUGACAGAAGAAGGUUACUAUCAGCUGCUGAAAACUUCCUCGAAGAAGAAAUUAUUCAAGAGCAAGAAAAUGAACCUAUGCCUCUAUCCUUGAGCUCAGACAUCUCCUUAAAUAAGUCACAGUUAGAUGACUGCCCAAGGGACUCUGGUUGUUAUAUCUCAUCAGGAAAUUCAGAUAAUGGCAAAGAGGAUCUGGAGUCUGAAAAUUUGUCUGACAUGGUACAUAAGAUUACUAUCGCAGAGCCAAGUGACUGAACACACACUCUCAACUAUAUAUCUACAGAUGCAUCCGUUUUAACUCUUCUUGAGUUAAAACAUCAAAUAGGAGAGGAAGAUAAAUAUUUGUAAAUAAAACCUAGGUUUAAAUGUUUUAAUCUGAAUAAUUGUACAUAAAAUUUUGUAUCUCUAACAUUCCAAAUUAUUGUCAAUAAAAUAUAUAUUUAUUAUUUUAAAUACUAUGUGUUAACAUUUCACUUGCCUGUAUUAGAAAGGCAUAAUGUAAGACUUUGGUAUGUGUGACAUAUGCUUCAUU
This is a messenger RNA of Rhinopithecus roxellana (golden snub-nosed monkey), 857 nucleotides long. Its product is annotated as SAM domain-containing protein SAMSN-1-like. The record is from RefSeq and is a predicted model, not a curated record. The transcript has 3 exons. NCBI's taxonomy places the organism in Eukaryota, Metazoa, Chordata, Mammalia, Primates, Cercopithecidae. Gene Ontology annotation, molecular function: protein binding. The coding region runs from base 56 to 580 and encodes 174 amino acids.